UUCUGCUCCAUCGCGGCGCCUCUUCCGUCCGAGUCGAGCGCGGCGAGUCGGCGGCGGGCGGCCGAGCUCCGGGAGGUGUGGCGCGACCGCGGGACCCAGCCAUGGCCGACGCUGACGUGAACCCAAAAGCCUACCCUCUCGCAGAUGCCCACCUCACUAAGAAGCUUCUGGACCUUGUUCAGCAGUCAUGUAACUACAAGCAGCUACGGAAAGGAGCCAAUGAGGCCACCAAAACGCUCAACAGAGGCAUCUCGGAGUUUAUCGUGAUGGCUGCGGACGCCGAGCCACUGGAGAUCAUCCUGCACCUCCCGCUGCUGUGCGAAGACAAGAACGUGCCCUACGUGUUUGUGCGCUCCAAGCAGGCGCUGGGCAGGGCCUGCGGGGUGUCCCGGCCCGUCAUCGCCUGCUCCGUCACCAUCAAGGAGGGCUCCCAGCUGAAGCAGCAGAUCCAGUCCAUCCAGCAGUCCAUCGAGCGGCUCCUGGUCUAGCCCCCGCCCCGCCUCACGCCCCCCCAGUGUUGUGUCUUCCUGUCUGUCCGUGUGUAGGACCCCGGCUACUUUCUAUCAUAAACUAUUGUGGUACA
Molecule: messenger RNA, 583 nt
Organism: Sorex fumeus (smoky shrew)
Lineage: Eukaryota; Metazoa; Chordata; Mammalia; Eulipotyphla; Soricidae
Gene: SNU13
Product: small nuclear ribonucleoprotein 13
Exons: 3
Coding region: 102-488 (128 amino acids)
Biological process (GO): mRNA splicing, via spliceosome; maturation of SSU-rRNA; ribosome biogenesis
Cellular component (GO): precatalytic spliceosome; small-subunit processome; U4/U6 x U5 tri-snRNP complex
Molecular function (GO): RNA binding
Source: RefSeq, a predicted model, not a curated record